UCUAAGAAUGUUCGAUGCCUAAUACUUUUAAGUACACUAAAUUGCACUAGAAACUGCAAAUGGCAUCAAUAAUGGAUUGAUAGUCAGGAAACAGUGAAAGCGCUCGCUGCCUUAAUUCAAGGACGUGACCCGCUUGGGGAAAUUGGAAAGAGAGACACCUGCAUCUCAGUCAAAUCAAAUUCAUAUGUGUGUUAUGUUUUGGCGAUACGUAUGUUUUUCCUUCUUUGUUGUUCUUGUUUAUUUUAUUUCAUUUCAUUUUUGCGACUAGGUUUGAACAUCAAACGAAAGCCGGUCAUUAUGAAAAUUCAUUUAUUUUAAAAUGUUUUCAUUUUAGGCCUUGAAAUGGAAGAAAUAGGUUUUUUUUUCUUAUGGAAAUGUACACGUCUUGGGACAAAAAUUAUUCGAUCGGGCUUUAAUCCCAGUAAGGUAACUUAAACUUGAGCGCCUGCACAAAGUCGUUUUAGAGUAGAACGGUCACCACUUGUGGUUGCAAGUUGCACUGUUAUUUUUUGAUUCAGGAGCAGGAUUUUUCAUGUCAAUGACAUGAACUCAACAAACGAAAAGUCCGGUUUUUGAUUCACUCCUAAGCUGUUUCGAGAAUUGGCAGAUGAAGAGACAUUUAUUUAUGCCAAGAACGUCAUUAUGCCCAGAACGACGUCUUCUUCCUUCGAUGGCGACUGAAGAGUGUCCUUUUCUGUCUCACAAGCUUGUUAAAAUUCAAGAAACUCGUCGUUUUGAUUGAUACCUUGUAAACGUGCGUGAUUCAUAACAGUUUUUAUUUGUUCAAAUUUCUUACUGGACAUUAGCACCUAAUACAAAUUGAAAUGCGAAUGGUGAACUGAAAGGAAGAGAAAGAACAAAAUUUCCCAACACCGCGAGGGAUUUUGAGAAGUCUUAAUAGUAAUACAGAUCGAACAUAUUGGUAAGUCUCAAUGGGGUAAUGGCUUUUACGACCAAAGGUUAAAAUAUGUCAAUUUUCACGCCUGACAGCGAAGUGUUUGCUGUCUAACGGUUUACAGCUGACCCCAUUGAGACCAUCUGAAUCUGAUAGAAAACUGUCCAGUUAAAUUUUAAAAGCAACCUGGGAUCGCCACGGUCUUGAAUUACUUAUUUUCGUGAUUAAUCUAAACUCGUGCCACACUUUCAACCAAAAACUUAACAUAAUAAUAACACAACUCAAUCCAAAACAUAACCUAGCAGCGACGUGGGCAUUCGUUACAAUUAAAUUUUUCGCUUUUAUUGAUUCCGCGUGAAAUUUUCUUUUUCUCUAAAAAGCCCUUGUGAUUAUCAGUGCUCUUGGUUUAAUUUUAUCCAAUGUUUCAUUUAUGUUAUAUUUCAAAUUCAGACAUAUUGGAGCUUGUACAUCCUUCGUCAGAGGAUCACAGACAUGGCAAACCCGACGGUAACCAUAGCAACGAACUCCACAAUAAUCCCUAUCGCCGAAACGCAACCAUUUGACUCCACAGUGAGAUCUAUAUCCACUUUCCUGCUGAUUAUCAUCAUUCUGCUUACCCUUCUCGGCAACUCGCUCGUCAUCCGGGCGUUUAUUUCUUUCCGGAAGUUACGCAACGUUACCAAUUACUUGGUUGUGUCCCUAGCAGUAACAGAUAUCCUAGUCGCCAUGUUUUCCAUGCCGGUCUGGGCGGCAUAUCUGUUAACAGGGCCACCAUGGAUUUUCUCCUUGUGGCUAAAGAAGAUCUGGCAGUCGAUGGACAUUUUAUGCAGUGUGGCCUCCAUCUCACAUCUUCUACUUAUCAGCAUAGAGCGCUACAUCUGCAUCUCUUCUCCGCUGACGUACCACAGUAUUGUGACCACGCCCAAGACACGUGUAGCAAUUUGUGCAGCGUGGUCCUUCGCGCUGACUAUGACCAUCAUCAAACUGGUCACCUGGGAUAUGUCAUUCUCAGCAGCUUACCAGUUGACAGCGUUUUCACUCUGUUUUGCCGCGCCUGUUUUUAUCAUGAGUUACGCCUACAUUAUGAUUUUCAGAGUUUCUCGUACACAGGCGAAGAAAAUGCUGCUCAAGAUUGGAGAAAAAACCAAAAGGUUCUGCCUCCCAAAAGAGCUGAAGGCUGCCAAGACGCUAGGAGUGGUAAUGGGGGCUUUUGUGCUCUGUUGGUUCCCAUUCUUCUUUCUAAAUUUCUUUAACGCUCUUUGUCGUACAUGUCCUAUUCAAGUAGGAGCUGUAAUGGUGGCCAAAGCGCUUCACUACUUUAAUUCAGUUCUCAACCCAAUCAUCUACGGUCUAAUGAACAAACAGUUCAAGACUGCCUUUAGACAUCUCUUCACCUCAACAUACUCUAGCGUGACGGGAAAGGCACAGCCCGUGACAAGGUCAGAUAUCGAGAGGCAACUAUCCAGCAUCAAAAGUUGGGGGUUAACUUCUCUAAAAAUCAGAUCAUCAACUCAAGAUAAAGGAAACGCUGCAACGACGGAACUAUGUAAUUACCUAGACAAAAGUACAGGGACAAGUUUGUGAAACUUUUACCCGAAAGUACAUGUAUACUUGUAUCUAUUAUAGUAUUUUUGGGUUGAAUCAGUGUAAAAGCCGAGGACAUAGGUUAUCAUCCCGAUAAGCUAUGAGAACCCAAAAUAAGAACAAGAAACUUCACAAAACUCGCUUGUCAGACCAAUCUGGUCAAAUACAGCGGAUGAGAGGGAAAAAAAGGUGCCGAUUGACUUGCAAUGACAGAAAAAACACGGCGUCCUCAAGCAUUUUGCAAAAAAGCUUUACUGUAGAUUAAUGAUUUAGUCGCCUAAUUUGUCGAGAAGUUAUUGGGACCUUGAUCAGUCAAAGCGACAAGGCCGAAGAAAACCUCGAUUUAAAAAAUUCUUUAUAUUUUUGGUAAUAUUUUCGCGAAUGGGUGGAAGCGUUAAUCGUCUCUAACGGUGUCACACCUGAACUUCAGGAAAAUACAUAUGAGGGCAGCUUUGAGUUCUAAAUAGAAACUUAAAUAAUUUACCGUCGUAGUUUCCUUUCUCGUGGUCAUGCACUUUUGGAGUUUUGCAGAAGACGACUAAGAAAUGUCCAAAGUUUAUAAAACACACGUGCUGAGCUAU
This is a messenger RNA of Pocillopora damicornis (cauliflower coral), 3060 nucleotides long. Its product is annotated as putative G protein-coupled receptor No18. NCBI's taxonomy places the organism in Eukaryota, Metazoa, Cnidaria, Anthozoa, Scleractinia, Pocilloporidae. Gene Ontology annotation, biological process: G protein-coupled receptor signaling pathway, coupled to cyclic nucleotide second messenger; chemical synaptic transmission. Gene Ontology annotation, cellular component: plasma membrane; dendrite. Gene Ontology annotation, molecular function: G protein-coupled serotonin receptor activity; neurotransmitter receptor activity. The record is from RefSeq and is a predicted model, not a curated record.